AUGGCUGGCCUCAUGGUUAUCCAGUUCUUAAUCUCGAUCGACCGGACCAUCAUCUCAACGGCCAUUCCGUACAUCACGCACGAGUUCGAGUCGACGCCGGACAUUGGCUGGUAUGGCUCAGCUUAUCUCCUCACGGCGUGUGCGUUCCAGCCCAUGUUUGGUCGGAUUUUCGUGCUCUUCUCGGUCAAGAAGGCGUACUUGGUGGCGCUCUUUAUGUUCGAAGCCGGCUCCCUGCUUUGCGGGAUUGCGCGCAAUUCGGUCACGUUGAUUAUCGGGCGAGCCAUUGCAGGAUUCGGUUCGGCGGGCCUAUUGACGGGGAGUUUCGUGGUGGUGGCCGAGGCCGUUCCCCUCCAGUCACGCCCCGUUUUCAUGGCUGUGGUUGGCACAAUGUUCGGCGUAGGGGCCACGACCGGGCCUCUCCUUGGCGGUGUCUUCACGGAUCUUGUGUCGUGGCGCUGGUGCUUCUACAUCAAUCUCCCGAUUGGGGGAGCAUCAGCGGCCGCAGUGAUCUUGUUUUUCCAUAGCAGGAAGAACGGGAAUGCGCGGGGCGGGUUUGUCCAGCGUUGCCUGGACUUGGACGUGGGCGGGAACGUCCUGCUCCUUGGGGCGUCCAUCGCGCUGUUUCUCGCGCUCGAGUUCACCACACAGGGAGCCGCCUGGUCCAGUGCCGAGAUCAUCGGCCUGCUGUCGGGCUGCGGCGUCCUCGCCGUUCUCUUCGUUGUGUGGCAAUGGCGGAGAGGGGAGGCGGCUCUGAUGCCUCCUCGGAUCCUCACGCAGCGCACCGUGGCAGCCUCGUGCGGGAUGGCCUUCAUGAUAUACGCGGCGCUGAUCAACCUGACCUUCUUCCUGCCCGUCUGGUUCCAGGCGAUCCGCGGCAUGAGCGCCGUGCAGUCGGGCAUCAACAUGAUCCCCUACUUCGUCGUCAACGCCGUGUUCACGGUGACGGCCGGGAUAUUCGUCUCGCGGAUCGGCUACGCGACCCCUCCGGCGGUGAUCGGGAGCGCCAUCGGCACGGCCGGCCUGGGACUGAUGACGCUGCUGAGCGUCGAUUCGACAGCGGCGCAAUGGGUGGGCUACCAGGUGCUGACGAGCGCCGGCUUCGGCAUCUCCAUCCAGCAGGGCUUCACCGCGGUGCAGACAGUGCUUCAGCAGGACGACAUGGCCAUCGGCACCGCAGCCGUGGUGGCCUCGCAAUCGCUCGGGGGCGCGGUGUACCUCUCGGUGGGGAACAGCGUCUUCCAGAACCAGCUGCUGCAGGCGACCAAGGCGCGAGCCCUGGACGACAUCGACAUCAAGGGGCUCAUCGACAGCGGGGCGGCCUCAUUCCGUCAGGUGGUGCCUGCUGAUAAGCUGCCGGCCAUGCUUGAGGUGUACAACAGGGCGCUGACGGUGGUGUUUACCUUGUCGAUUCCGGUUGGGGUGUUGUCGGUCAUCGCCGCCUGCUUCAUCGAGUGGAAGUCGGUCAAACGGAAGGAGGCGGGAAGAGCGGCCGGGGAGAAGGAGGAUGUGGAGGGUCCAAGCACGACGACUGGAGUAUGA
This is a messenger RNA of Thermothielavioides terrestris NRRL 8126, 1539 nucleotides long. RefSeq lists its product as uncharacterized. Gene Ontology annotation, molecular function: transmembrane transporter activity. Gene Ontology annotation, biological process: transmembrane transport. The transcript has 4 exons. The coding region runs from base 1 to 1539 and encodes 512 amino acids. The record is from RefSeq and is a predicted model, not a curated record. Lineage: Eukaryota; Fungi; Ascomycota; Sordariomycetes; Sordariales; Chaetomiaceae.